Messenger RNA from Laccaria bicolor S238N-H82, 422 nucleotides. RefSeq lists its product as uncharacterized. Gene Ontology annotation, cellular component: cytosol; nucleus. The record is from RefSeq and is a predicted model, not a curated record. The transcript has 4 exons. The coding region runs from base 20 to 379 and encodes 119 amino acids. NCBI's taxonomy places the organism in Eukaryota, Fungi, Basidiomycota, Agaricomycetes, Agaricales, Hydnangiaceae. Gene Ontology annotation, molecular function: DNA binding.
UCAUACGCGACCCUCUAUAAUGGAUGGAAUAAAGCUGCCACAAGGGACUUCAAAGAUUCCUGACGGAAGUGGAGGAGAAGACGAUGCUAAACGCGCCCAAGAGGAGCAGAUGCGGCGAGAUCUGCUGAGGACUGUACUCGCUACUCCUGCACGGGAAAGAUUGUCACGGAUAGCACUCGUUAGUCCCGACAGAUCGAAGGAGAUCGAGACGAUUUUGUUGAAGAUGGCACAAUCGGGUCAAUUAAGAGGGCAAGUCACCGAGGAACAACUCAUCGACUUGUUAGAUCAGAUGGAAGAGGUCAGGGGAAAGACAACAGCGAAGAAAUCUACUAUCAUCUAUCAGCGACGAAAAGACCUCGACGACGAUUUUGACAUCUGAUUUAUGUCUAUACUGUGCAUAUAUUCGGGUUUGUCGCGCCGUC